Molecule: messenger RNA, 1220 nt
Organism: Cornus florida
Lineage: Eukaryota; Viridiplantae; Streptophyta; Magnoliopsida; Cornales; Cornaceae
Product: protein MODIFYING WALL LIGNIN-1-like
Exons: 3
Coding region: 153-791 (212 amino acids)
Source: RefSeq, a predicted model, not a curated record
AUUCACCUUUACGGUUGUUUCCCCUGAAAACGCAUAAACUCUCUUUCUCCUUUUGAAGUUGUAAUAAAUUAUUGAACUUUCCAUUCUGAACGCACAAAGAGGCAAUUGAGAGAAAGAGAGAGAUUUGGAGGAGAAGAGAGAGAGGAGGGGAAAUGGAGAGAAAGUCCAUAGUGAUUUGUGCAGUCGUGGGGUUUCUAGGGCUAUUAUCUGCUGCUUUGGGUUUUGCUGCAGAAGCCAAGAGGAUAAAGGGUUCUCAGGUUGAGUUUAACACUCCUUCUAUAUGUGUAUACCCUAGGAGUCCAGCUCUUGCCCUUGGAUUAACUGCAGCGGUCGCUCUUAUGAUUGCUCAAAUUAUUGUCAAUGUUGCAACUGGGUGUAUCUGUUGUAGAAGAGGCUCUCGUCAAUCAAACUCUAAUUGGACAUUGGCACUGAUCUGCUUUGUUGUAUCCUGGUUCACUUUUGUUAUAGCAUUCCUUCUGUUGUUGACGGGUGCAGCACUUAACGAUCAACAUGGUGAAGAGAACACGUACUUAGGCAACUAUUAUUGCUAUGUUGUAAAGCCUGGAGUCUUUGCAGGAGCUGCGGUCUUGUCCCUCGCAAGUGUUAUCCUUGGAAUCAUCUAUUAUCUCACCUUGACUUCCGUUAAAAACGUAAAUGGUCCAUGGGGUGGACCUCCUGCUCCUAACCAAAGCAACAUCGCAAUGGCACAACCCCAGUUCCCUCCGCCACAGAAUGCUCAAGAUCCAGUUUUUGUGCAUGAAGAUACAUACAUGAGACGGCAAUUCGCUUGAUCUCUUUUGAUAAAUGGUCCUUCUGGCUAUGGUAUCACCUCAUACUCUGAUUUUUCUCAGAAGAUUCAUCUCCUCAAUGCAUAGGGGUUUCGUUUGUGGUUUAGUUGGAUGGGAGCAGUUCAGUCUCAGUGGCAUUCUGCUUUGUUCCAGAAUUUUUUAUAUUUAUCUAUCUAUAUCUAUAUAUACUAUGGCAAAAAUGUAUUUUGUGAGCCUCUUGCUGUGAUAUAUUUUUAUAUGGUUCUGAAUUGUAAUUAGCAAGUGAAUUUGGGAACUGUGUAGGUUGUCGAAACCAAAUUGAACAAUCUUAGUGAGGAUUGUGACUGGACGAAUCUUACUGUAUUGUCUUAAUUGGCUAUUAAGUGGAUGAAACAUUGAUUACACUUGUAAACUGGUUUGUUAAUUGAAUGGACCUAAGCUUGCUCUUUCAAA